CACAGCGCCAUAAAAGCGGAAGAGUAUGUGCGAAUGGAAUAGUGAGAUCCGCCAUCAGCGGACAGAUCGGGAUUAAAUCCUAAACCCCGGGUUUAAUUCUCACCUCUGACACUUUAUAUGAAGCCUGGCGCAGUUAUAGAUGUUUAUCCAACAUUCCCGUCGCAUUUAUGUCUGCGUCUUUACUGAGGUUUUGGGGUUUUAUUGACUUCUCUGUAGGUAAAUAAUGGACGUUUUGUGGAAGAGCUCAGUAACGGAUCUGUCCAUGCAGGACACCAAAUUACAGCUGAAGCAGGAAGAAGGGGAUGAGCUCUCAUCAGGCACACCAGAAAUUCGUGAUUGGAUUUAGAUCUAGACUCCUGCACCAUCCCAGAACCUUGAUAUUGGUUUGAUGAAGUCGUUUGUUGAUUUGGAGGUGUGCUAGGAGACAUGCUGGAAGGAAUUUCAGGAUUUUUUUCUUCCCACAAUGCAACCCAUGUCCACACUGAUGCAACACCGUGAAGACAAUGCUGGAGAGACACACAAACCCCAGGGAGAUAUGAACAGUUUGAUACUUGAUAUUAAAACAGAACCAGAUCUAUUGGAUAUUGAUUCAUUUGUAUACAGUGAUGAGCAUGAAGAUUUAUUGACCUCUAAAGACGGAUGGGAUUGUGACUCUGAACAGGAGGACGAGUUCACCCUCGAGGAGUGUGAUGAUGGACGCAGUACAUUAACUAUUAUUAAAAAGGAGCCUCUGGAAGAAGAACUGAGUUUGUGUGGUGAGCUGCCAUCAAACUGUAAACCUGAAUCAAUAGAAAUCUCUAAUAGUGAAGAAGAAGAAGAAUGUGACAUAUCAUUGGAGGAAAGUGAGGUGGUAAACAUGACAGGUGAGUGCUCCUACCUGCCCUCUACUAAAGUCUUUAAGUCAUGCUCUGAAUGUGGAAAGGUGUUCCCUACCUCAUCCUCAUACAACAGACACAUGAGGAUACACAGGGGUGAAAGACCUUUCCAGUGCUUUCAGUGCAACAAGACGUUUACUCAGUUCUCUUCAUUUAAAAUCCAUCAAAGGAUACACACCGGAGAGAAGCCUUACCACUGCUCAGAAUGUGAAAAAACAUUCAGCCGCUUGGACGCCCUUCACCUCCAUCAAAGAACUCAUACUGGAGAAAAGCCAUACCAGUGUGCUCAAUGUCCCAAAACCUUCACACGCCUACAUGUGCUUCAGAACCAUCAGAGGACACAUACUGGCAUUAAGCCAUAUCAAUGCUCACACUGCGCGAAGACAUUUACACGCUUAUGCAGCUUUAAAGUACAUACAAGGAGGCACACUGGAGAGAAACCAUACCUGUGUGGAACCUGUGGAAAACAGUUUGUGGAUGCCUCAAAUCUGAAGAACCACCAGAGGGUACACACGAAAGAGCGGCCAUAUCAGUGCUCGCUGUGCAACAAGACCUUCAUUCAGCUGGGUCAUCUGACAAGCCACCGAAGAAAAACACACAUUAUAGAGACGGUCACAGUGCUCUGACCGGAGGAAGAGUUACACCUUUUUAUCUACACUUACUACAGUAAGAAGUAAACACUUUCUUUCUUCACCAGGAGGUCAAAUAACUCUCAGCUCCUCUUAUCAAUGCACUAUAUAAGGCAUGAAUUGAUGACUGUUAAAUAGAUUAUAUGUGGACAUUUAAGGGUCUAAACCCUGCUUUAACAUUCAUAUGAUCUUUUUUCUCUGUAAUUAAUUUUUAUAAUGCAAGGUCUGACAACAAUCAUUUUUCCCUCUGUACAUUUAUUUAUAUUUAUAUAUAUUUUUUAUUUUCCAUCAUUUUUUGAAUGGCGAAGAUAUUGUGCAGUAAAAACGUGUAUUCCGUAAACGGCGUUGCUUAAGAAGGCAAUAAUUUUCUUCUACAUUUUUGGCCAAAUCACUACACAGUUUGUUUUAAAAUGGUACACAUAAAAGCGUGUAUAUUUGGUUUAAAAGAGUUCAAAUGUCAUCUUUAAUCAUUUAAACUGUCAAGAUUUUUACUACCUUGAGGAACAAGUUAUAGCUGCCUACUGCCUUUUUUCCUGAUUAUGUACUAUCACUGUUAUUAUUUAUACCUCUUUGGUCCGUUUUUUCAUAACUGUUAUUGACAAUCCUGCCAAAUGAUGAGUCUCAUUAUGUUAACUUAAAUGUUUAUCCAGUAAAUACAUGCACUUAUUUAUU
Molecule: messenger RNA, 2176 nt
Organism: Hemibagrus wyckioides
Lineage: Eukaryota; Metazoa; Chordata; Actinopteri; Siluriformes; Bagridae
Product: zinc finger protein 239-like
Exons: 4
Coding region: 464-1501 (345 amino acids)
Biological process (GO): regulation of transcription by RNA polymerase II
Cellular component (GO): nucleus
Molecular function (GO): DNA-binding transcription factor activity, RNA polymerase II-specific; RNA polymerase II cis-regulatory region sequence-specific DNA binding
Source: RefSeq, a predicted model, not a curated record